Messenger RNA from Caenorhabditis angaria, 1048 nucleotides. The record is from the annotation of a GenBank genome assembly. Lineage: Eukaryota; Metazoa; Nematoda; Chromadorea; Rhabditida; Rhabditidae.
AUGCUAUAUCUACUAUUAUUUUUUAUAAAUUUGACUUUUCCGAAUUUUAUCAGAGCUCAAGAUGAUUAUGCACUGCCUUCUGGAUUCUCAAGUGCUGAAUAUGGACAUAAUGAGGUGAAAAAUAGGCGGGAUUUCAGAAAAUUGAAAUCAAACAAUUUUUUCUCCCAAAUCAUUCAAAUUCAAUUUUUCCAGGCUCCCGGUCCAAUUGCCUCUUCUUGUUUAGCUCGAAUUAGACUUGCAGCCUCAUUUGAUCCAAAUAUUCCAACUCAAAUCAAUCGAUAUUUAGAUUCGAUGCGAUUCGAUAAAUUGAGAUCUUUUGUGUGUGAAAAAGUGAGUUCUCGAAAAAAAAUGUCUCUGGAAAUUCUGUAUUUUUUCGUGCAGACUGCCUAUUUUUGCGAUGAACAACAACAACAUGAAGUUGGGGAAAUCUUUAGAAAUCAUCAAAAAUCGAUGGAUAUUGUGGAAAAUGUAAGAUCACAAUUCAGUUCGACAGAGAAGGAUCAAUUAAAUAUGAUGGAGAAUUUGAAUGAUUCGCUAGCGGAACAGGCUUUUUAUGUUUAUAAGUUCCAUGUGAGUUGGGAAGGUCAAAGGAAAAAUUGAAACUCAAAUUUGAAUUCGAAUUUCUGGCGUCAGAAUCUUGUCUAGGGUUAUAAGGUCUGAAGAAAAACGUAAAACUACGCCACCAAGAUUAUUAAAAUUUGAAAUUUCUAGAAUAUUUUUAUUUCCCCUCUCCCAAUCUUUCUAUCCCCAAAUAUUGUUCCAGCAACUUCCUCCACUUACUCUCGCCAUUCUAACUGCCACCAAAUCUACUCUAACCACCGCUUUAUCCCAAAACCAACCGGAUCCGAAUCUUUCGCGUGCAAUGGGCACAUUUUCCCCCGCCGAUUUACUGACUCUACAAAAUAUGUCACCUGCCGAUUUUCCCGAAGAAAUUCGAGCGCAUUUGGCGAAAUGCCAAAUUACAUCACAUGACGUGCUUCAGGACACAAUCUCGUUUUUGUUGGCGCUCAGAAAUUCGAAAAUGGGAAGUUAUUCGAACUCGAAAUAA